AUGACCGGCUUCCAGUUGUACAAUGUCUUUGAUUCCAAGGUCCACUUCUAUAAAGGCCUGUUCAAAGACACCCUGCCAGGGUUUUACGCCAACCACACGAAUUCCGCCUUAAAGCUGGCUGUUUUGCGAGUGGAUGGCAACUUUCAUGACUUCUACCAGGAUGCUCUUUACUAUUUGUACAGCUUCGUCUCAGUGGGUGGUUUUGUGAUUUUCGAUGAUGUUUAUUCCCACCCUGGGGCCAUGCAAGCCUGGAAGGAGUUCAAAGAGGACCAUGGUCUUCCCGAAGACUUGACCCGAAUCGAUCUCCAUUCAGGCUACUUUCGAAAGACUCGCAGCGUGUCCGUCAACUUUGCGAAAAUGCGGACUUCGUCAAUUGUGUAG
Messenger RNA from Durusdinium trenchii, 381 nucleotides. NCBI's taxonomy places the organism in Eukaryota, Dinophyceae, Suessiales, Symbiodiniaceae. The record is from the annotation of a GenBank genome assembly.